Molecule: messenger RNA, 915 nt
Organism: Cuscuta epithymum
Lineage: Eukaryota; Viridiplantae; Streptophyta; Magnoliopsida; Solanales; Convolvulaceae
Source: the annotation of a GenBank genome assembly
CAUUUGUUUGCACGCAGGCUUACAAUGCCCCUACUCACAGCGUGCCCAAAUAGCACCACAAUCCAUUCUCUGGACGUUUUUGGCAGUUCCCUGGUCUGGUGCAUGCUGGACAUGGAACAUUUUGAAAGAGUGAAAAUACCACCUUGCAUGCACCGUCAUUUGUUCGAGCACACAAAAUCAGAGGCCAUACUAAGGUAUGGCAAUACUGCUUGGCCAGUGGCUGUUCGAGGUUACACUUUUGACCAUGAAUUUACCAACUUCCUGGUAGAAAAUGACAUCCCAUUUGAUGGCUUUGUACUGCUGCGCCACAUUGGGAAUUUCAUAUUUGAUGUGCUCCUAUUUGACACUGACGGCCACUCUCGCAACCUGGGUGAACCGCCAAAUGCCAACCUUAAUCCCAACCUUUCUGGAGAUCAGUUCUUUGUGUAUGCACAGUCUGCAAUUUCAAACUGCUCAUAUAGGAAACUGUUUAGGCCCCCUUCAUUUCUUUACAUCCCCACAAAAACAACAACGUCAGCCUGUGAGACAUUCCUUAAGAACUGCUGCGAUACCAGGGGUCAAAUACUAAUUAUGCAUGGUGAAAUGCAAGACCCUUUCUAUGGCGGUGAGAUGGAUCUGUUACAAGAAAUACAAUUCAAUUUCCACCUUGACCCAACUUAUAGCCUUGUUUUUUUUAAGUCCGGCAGUGGGAAACUUAGAUUGCUUGCUCUUUCCAAAUGCAACGUUGAAGAGCCUCCACAUCAAAGCCAUACAUAUGAGCUCAACAGCCAAGUUUGCACCCAUACUACAACUGAAGCUUAGCUGCUCUCUUAUUAUCAUUUGAUUUAUGUUAUGUUCUUUAGGUUAACUUGUUUUAUUCCCGCUAUCGCAGCUAAAACAAUUACCCUAAACUGCUAUCUUUAUGGGAAUCACCCG